Molecule: messenger RNA, 6720 nt
Organism: Coregonus sp. 'balchen'
Lineage: Eukaryota; Metazoa; Chordata; Actinopteri; Salmoniformes; Salmonidae
Source: the annotation of a GenBank genome assembly
CUCUUGGCCCAGGUUUGGCCGGUGCUCUCUCUCUGAGUAGAGGGAGUGGUGGUGGAGCACAGUUGAUGUUGAGGAGAGAGGCAGCACAUGUGAAGGCUGUUCUCUAACUGACUGUCUCCAACUUUACAGAGAGGCCAGGUCAAGCACCGCUGAGCCUUGGAUCUUUCCCAUCUUAACCAGGAGUACAACAGCCUGAUCGGACUAACUGUUCCUACUCCUCUACGCCUCUGAGAUCCUAUAAUAUCUCCUCCACUUUUUUUCACAGCCUGUGGCAAUAUUUGCUUUACACAUAGAUGGACAUAGAAUCAUUGUUGGAUCUGUGGAUUGACUGUGAAGCCACAAAUUCAACUGACUUUAUCAAGAUUAAGGUGAGUGAGUGUGAGAUUAACUUGGUUUCAAUUCACUUGUGUUGUUGAAUAGUGUUGUCACUAUUUCUGUCUGUAGGACCUACUGUUGAUGUCCUCACAAGUGAUAAGGAUGUGUUCUCUUGCCUUUUUACAUGUUAUGUUUUCUGUGGAAGAGAUUGAUUUCCUAACAAUUUAGGAAAUAACUUUGAGUUUACCUAAUAAAGUGAUCAUGUACUCUGAAAGUAACAAGAUGACAUGGAAGUUUAUUAGUAGAGACUGUUCCUCUUAUUAAUGUCUGUACUUCAUAAUGCCACAGACUAUAACACUCUUUAUAGGCACAGUAGCGGCAACAGAAGCAGAGACCCAAACCACCUCUACAUCCUCACUUUAACACGAUCAGAGCAGUCUGUCUCCCAGCCUGUCACACAUGUACAGUUGAAGUCAGAAGUUUACAUACACCUUAGCCAAAUACAUUUAAUCUCAGUUUUUCACAAUUCCUGACAUUUAAUCCUAGUAAAAAUUCCCUUUCUUAGGUCAGUUAGGAUCACCACUUUAUUUUAAGAAUGUGAAAUGCCAGAAUAAUAGUAGAGAGAAUUAUUUAUUUCAGCUUUUAUUUCUUUCAUCACAUUCCCAGUGGGUCAGAAGUUUACAUACACUCAAUUAGUAUUUGGCAGCAUUGCCUUUAAAUUGUUUAACUUGGGUCAAACGUUUUGGGUAGCCUUCCACAAGCUUCCCACAAUAAGUUGGGUGAAUUUUGGCCCAUUCCUCCUGACAGAGCUGGUGUAACUGAGUCAGGUUUGUAGACCUCCUUGCUCGCACACGCUUUUUCAGUUCUGCCCACACAUUUUCUAUAGGAUGAGGUCAGGGCUUUGUGAUGGCCACUCCAAUACCUUGACUUUGUUGUCCUUAAGUCAUUUUGCCACAACUUUGGAAGUAUGCUUGGGGUCAUUGUCCAUUUGGAAGACCCAUUUGCGACCAAGCUUUAACUUCCUGACUGAUGUCUUGAGAUGUUGCUUCAAUAUAUCCACAUCAUUUUCCUUCCUCAUGAUGCCAUUUAUUUUGUGAAGUGCACCAGUCCCUCCUGCAGCAAAGCACCCCCACAGCAUGAUGCUGGCACCCCCGUGCUUCACGGUUGGGAUGGUGUUCAACCGGCUUGCAAGCCUUCCCCUUUUACCUCCAAACAUAACAAUGGUCAUUAUGACCAAACAGUUCUAUUUUUGUUUCAUAAGACCAGGACAUUUCUCCAAAAAGUACGAUCUUUGUCCCCAUGUGCAGUUGCAAACCCUUAUUCUGGCUUUUUUAUGGCGGUUUUGGAGCAGUGGCUUCUUCCUUGCUGAGCGGCCUUUCAGGUUAUGUCGAUAUAGUACUUGUUUUACUGUGGAUACAGAUACUUUUGUACCGGUUUCCUCCAGCAUCUUCACAAGGUCCUUUGCUGUUGUUCUGGGAUUGAUUUGCACUUUUCGUACCAAAGUACGUUCAUCUCUAGGAGACAGAACGCGUCUCCUUCCUGAGCGGUAUAAUGGCUGCGUGGUCCCAUGGUGUUCAUACUUGCGUACUAUUGUUUGUACAGAUGAACGUGGUACCUUCAGGCGUUUGGAAAUUGCUCCCAAGGAUGAACCAGACUUGUGGAGGUCUACAAUUGUUUUUCUGAGGUCUUGGCUGAUUUCUUCUGAUUUUCCCAUGAUGUCAAGCAAAGAGGCUCUGAGUUUGAAGGUAGGCCUUGAAAUACAUCCACAGGUACACCUCCAGUUGACUCAAAUGAUGUCAAUUAGCCUAUCAGAAGCUUCUAAAGCCAUUACAUCAUUUUCUGGAAUUUUCCAAGCAGUUUAAAGGCACAGUCAACUUAGUGUAUGUAAACUUCUGACCCACUGGAAUUGUGAUACAGUGAAUAAUAAGUGAAAUAAUCUGUCUGUGAACAAUUGUUGGAAAAAUUACUUGUGUCAUGCACAAAGUAGAUGUCCUAACCAACUUGCCAAAACUAUAGUUUGUAAACAAGAAAUUUGUGGAGUGGUUGAAAAUUGAGUUUUAAUGACUCCAACCUAAGUGUAUGUAAACUUCCGACUUCAACUGUAUGUUGUUAAAGACCACUUGCGCUUCUGGCAGUUUUGUUGUCACUAUGUUUGUUGUAUUAUGACAACAACAACCUUAUCCCUUAAAGUUACUGUGUUGUUGGAUGAUAUCUGUUUUAAGGCACCAGUGACAAGAAUAAUACUUACGGGCAAUUCCACGGUAACAGAGUGACAUUGAGAUUUUAACAGAAUGAUGGUUUGUGCUGUUGGUGCCGUCAUUCUGUUACCAAACUUUGCAUCUGCACUGUUCUUCAAGUAAAUGUGUUUUUGUAAAAUUUUCUGUGGAAAUUGUUAAACGUGUUCCUUGUACAUAGAGUUGUAUGGUUUGUUUAACUUUGAAGGUUUUUGUUUGGCAUACAUUUCAAAGUGAAAAAUCGGAGUCUCAGCGUCACUCUGUUACCGUAGAAUUUCCCUUAGGCAUUCAAAUGUUUCAAAUGUCAUUGUUUUAAUCUGAUUGCUUUAUCUAAGCAGGAAAUGUGUAGGGUUGAAGGCAGUGUUUAAUGAGGUAUAUAAACACGCAUGUCCACGGUUAAUUCCAGGAGUUAUUGAACUUGUCUGGUGUUAAUGCUGUCCGUCUUAGAAUUUGUUGACCAGAACUGUGUAACUUAAAGAUCACCAGUUACCGCCAGUAUGUAGCCUGCAGAUAUGUGCUUGAAGGAGAAUGUGCUUGAAAGGGAUUUAAUUUCGAGAUGCCAACAAGUAGGCUAUAAACACACAACAAGCCUUUUCAAUGUGCCUGACUCAUGGGGAGGAAACUCCAUCGUGAUCAUUUGUAGGAUUUGGGAAAUGAAAAACGAGGCCAAGCAAGGCCUAAUUAAAUGAAAAUACUGUUUGUCUUUAAAUUAACUGAAAACAAAAUUACUCACAGCACUUAUGUCAUUAAAGCCUGAAGAAAAAAAACGAGGAUGGAGUUGGUGAGCUAUUUCCUUCCAAAAGUCAAAUCAAUUAUCUAGCCAAGAGAACUAUAAGCAGAGAACCCAGGGCCCUGAUGGGGCAAGGCCCACCAUCUCCCAUGAGUCUGUGAGCCAACAAAGCAGCAACGCUGCCAAUGGCGGCCACCAUUUAAUUGGCAAAAUGUGCUUUUGAGAGUGAACAGGGUCAGGGUCUGCUGCCAAGAGUCAGUGGGAUAAAGAUCAGGGUGGGAAAACACAGGGGCCUGAUGGGCCUGAUGAUAGCUGGCAUGAUUUUAAACUCCCCAGAGGAAAGAAGCAGCGAAAGAGCAACAUUCUGCCAGUGCUUCGACUGUUGUUGAAUUGCAUGCAAGCGACUGACUGUUGUAAGGGAGGAAAUCAGUCAGCAGUCAUUGGAUUUAUGACUGAAACCAUGGGAUUUCAUCAACACUUCGUUGUCCUAUUCCCUCCCCCCAGUUCCAGUUUCACUCUCAACCUCUGUAACACUGUAUAGUGUUGUAUUUUUGUCUUCUAGAUCUCUCCUUCCCUUUCUCUUUGGCUCCUCCUCUCUGUGAGACUCCACACAGACAGACUGUUAGUAUGCAUGAGGAGACUCCACACAGACAGACUGUUAGCAUGCAUGAGGAGACUCCACACAGACAGACUGUUAGCAUGCAUGAGGAGACUCCACACAGACAGACUGUUAGCAUUCAUGAGGAGACUCCACACAGACAGACUGUUAGCAUGCAUGAGGAGACUCCACACAGACAGACUGUUAGCAUUCAUGAGGAGACUCCACACAGACAGACUGUUAGCAUGCAUGAGGAGACUCCACACAGACAGACUGUUAGCAUGCAUGAGGAGACUCCACACAGACAGACUGUUAGCAUGCAUGAGGAGACUCCACACAGACAGACUGUUAGCAUUCAUGAGGAGACUCCACACAGACAGACUGUUAGCAUUCAUGAGGAGACUCCACACAGACAGACUGUUAGCAUGCAUGAGGAGACUCCACACAGACAGACUGUUAGCAUUCAUGAGGAGACUCCACACAGACAGACUGUUAGCAUGCAUGAGGAGACUCCACACAGACAGACUGUUAGCAUGCAUGAGGAGACUCCACACAGACAGACUGUUAGCAUGCAUGAGGAGACUCCACACAUACAGACUGUUAGCAUGCAUGAGGAGACUCCACACAGACAGACUGUUAGCAUGCAUGAGGAGACUCCACACAGACAGACUGUUAGCAUGCAUGAGGAGACUCCACACAGACAGACUGUUAGCAUUCAUGAGGAGACUCCACACAGACAGACUGUUAGCAUUCAUGAGGAGACUCCACACAGACAGACUGUUAGCAUGCAUGAGGAGACUCCACACAGACAGACUGUUAGCAUUCAUGAGGAGACUCCACACAGACAGACUGUUAGCAUGCAUGAGGAGACUCCACACAGACAGACUGUUAGCAUGCAUGAGGAGCCUCCACACAGACAGACUGUUAGCAUGCAUGAGGAGACUCCACACAGACAGACUGUUAGCAUGCAUGAGGAGACUCCACACAGACAGACUGUUAGCAUGCAUGUGAAACACGUGUUUCUGUGGGAAAAGUGAACCCCCCGCUCUGAGCACACAGGAAAGGGACAGCCGGGUCACUGCUACGGAAAUACCAUAAAUACAAAGUAAGGAGUGGAGAGAGACGGAGCCCUCGGUUAAGCAAGCACACUGACUGACUCGUGUGUCUAUGGUGUCCUUAGUGGGGCCCUAGUGACGAUCUCACCAGGAACACAAUGUUUACAUUCCAGUGACCUCUGACACCUCAUUGGACUGUAGUGAUGAUGGUUGGGUGGGGAAUAGGUGGAGGCAUUCUUUUACACUCUCCUCUAAGCCUUAUGAGACUCCUAAGGACCAGAGAAUGAGCUCAGACAGUCAGACACUGAGUGCUGGCUGUCCAAAAUUACAGUCAGUUCCUCCCAUUGGAGAUGACACACGGUGUCAUAGUAGAAGAGGAAAUGUUGAUUGUUUCCUGUCUGUGGGGGCAGUUCUAACGGUAUGUUAAUUAUUUUUGAACUACAGGUCCUUGUAUUGGAGACAGGCCUGGAACUGACACCAUAGAGACCUAGAGAUGUGAUGACCAGAGAAGUCGGCAAAACAGAAGAACUUGUAAUAUUGUUGAUGAAUGGUGUCAACCAAACAGAGGUCAAAAUGGAACCAAUUAGAAAAGACAUGGAGCUGCUAAGUAACAGCAUGGCGACCUAUGCUCACAUCAAAGGUGAGACAUCCGUAUUUGUUCUGCUUAUAGUUCUAGGACAAAGAGACCCUUUAUUAAUUCUAAUGCUUUGAGAAUGCCUUCCGAAAGAACCGUAACCUCUGUGUAGAACCACAAUCCUUUCCAGGGACUUAUGUGUUCUGUUUGCUUUGGCUUGAAAGUGUCUGCAUGCUUGCCGUCUCAAAUAUUGUGUAAAGUUCCUCAUUUCCUGCACUCAUAUUACAGCCAAAGGAAAGUGGCUUAAACAGUAAGACCAGGCAGGGGCCCUUUGUGAAGAGAUUUGCCAAGAACUGAUACCACACAAGGCAUUGUUAAAGCACAGUCAUUUCACAUGCUGUUGUAUUUAGUUUGAAUAAAACUAAGAAUUGGCUUGCUGAACCCCUGUCAAUGUAGGUGAUAGCCUUCAAACCAGCCUGAUCCCACAAGCUCACACAAUCUGUUUUCACAAGGCUAUGUAAGUGAGUGAUCUAACCAGUUUUUUUCCUAAACCCAUCCAGCCAACCCAGAGAGCUUUGCUUUGUACUUCAUGAUGGGUGUGUGUUUUGGCCUGCUCCUGGCCCUGUGCCUCCUGGUCACCGGCAUCGCCUGUAGCACCCGUCGUGGUCGCACCAAGAACAAGAAGGCUCCCCCCUCCCCAGAAAGGAGACAACUGAAGUCUAGCGAAGAAGAUGAGGAACAGGAGAACGUGGAUGUGGAAGACGGGGAGGAGGUUGAGAUCCCUAAAGUGACUGUGGUGCCCAUGAGCAACCAAUCAAACGGUACUUUGAGGAGUGUGAACGUGUUUGCGUCGGCGGAUGAGCUGGAGAGGGCGAGGCAACUGGAGGAGAGGGAGCGCAUCAUCAGAGAAAUCUGGAGAAACGGGCAGCCUGAUAUACUGGCCACUGGGACAGGGACCAUCGGACAGGGACACUACCUCUAAAGGAACUGAAGUGACUUAACAUUUUCCUAACCCUGGUUUAUCUACUACUGCAGAGGACUUUAUUGGGCAGGCAUAGAUUUACCUUCAUCUUUUCAUUCAAUGUGUUGUUGUUUUUUUACAAAUGUAUUUCAUUAUCAUUCAUGUAUGACUAUGACAAGUGUGUUGCACAAUACAAUGUAUGCUUUUACAUUUAUACUUCAAUGAGUAUCCAGAUACAUUUUUUAUUUUGGUA